Gossypium raimondii (Peruvian cotton) is the source of this 1565-nucleotide messenger RNA. Its product is annotated as magnesium-chelatase subunit ChlI, chloroplastic. Gene Ontology annotation, biological process: chlorophyll biosynthetic process. Gene Ontology annotation, molecular function: ATP hydrolysis activity; ATP binding; magnesium chelatase activity. NCBI's taxonomy places the organism in Eukaryota, Viridiplantae, Streptophyta, Magnoliopsida, Malvales, Malvaceae. The transcript has 3 exons. The record is from RefSeq and is a predicted model, not a curated record. Gene Ontology annotation, cellular component: chloroplast stroma. Bases 104 to 1372 code for a protein of 422 amino acids.
ACAAACCAAUAAGAAACCAUGUCGAGCUGAGUCAAGCAAAUCACAUAAAACUGUGACACUCACACAGUCUCACAACACUGACAAAAACAAAUUUGCAGGCGCCAUGGCUUCCGUGCUUGGAAACUCAACCGCAAUCUUAGCUUCUCGGUCCCUCGUUUCUCCUUCCUUAAAGCCUGCCUUUCCCUCUAUCUCCAUUAACCCAGGACAGGGUUAUGGGAGGAAACUGUAUGGAGGAAUUGGGAUUCAGGGAAGAAAGGGGAGGCCUCAAUUUCAUAUUGCAGUAACCAAUGUCGCCACUGAAAUUAACUCUGUUGAACAGGCUCAGAAGCUUGCUGCUAAAGAAAGUCAAAGACCAGUAUUUCCAUUUGCUGCUAUAGUAGGACAAGAUGAGAUGAAAUUGUGUCUCCUGUUGAAUGUGAUUGAUCCCAAGAUUGGUGGUGUUAUGAUAAUGGGUGAUAGGGGAACUGGGAAGUCCACAACUGUUAGGUCCUUGGUUGAUUUAUUGCCUGAAAUCAGGGUGGUCUUCGGUGACCCUUAUAACUCGGACCCGGAGGAUCCGGAAUCAAUGGGCAUAGAAGUUAGAGAAAAGGUUGUAAAUGGAGAGGAACUGACUAUUACAAUGACUAAAAUCAACAUGGUGGAUUUGCCAUUAGGUGCUACUGAAGAUAGGGUCUGUGGAACCAUUGACAUUGAGAAAGCCCUCACUGAGGGUGUCAAGGCAUUUGAGCCUGGACUUCUAGCUAAAGCUAAUCGAGGGAUUCUUUACGUCGAUGAAGUUAACCUUUUAGAUGACCAUUUGGUGGAUGUUCUUCUGGAUUCUGCUGCAUCAGGAUGGAACACUGUUGAGAGGGAAGGUAUUUCGAUCUCACAUCCUGCUCGGUUUAUUCUCAUCGGCUCAGGUAAUCCAGAAGAAGGAGAGCUUAGACCACAGCUUCUUGAUCGAUUCGGAAUGCAUGCUCAAGUCGGGACAGUGAGGGACGCUGAGCUUAGAGUGAAGAUUGUGGAGGAAAGAGCACGGUUUGAUAAAAACCCAAAAGAAUUCCGUGAUUCUUACAAGGCAGAGCAAGAGAAGCUCCAACAGCAGAUUGCUUCAGCUAGGAGUUCUCUUUCUUCUGUUCAGAUUGAUCAAGACCUAAAGGUUAAAAUAUCAAAGGUUUGCGCUGAGUUGAAUGUUGAUGGAUUGAGAGGAGAUAUUGUCACUAAUAGAGCUGCAAAAGCUCUUGCAGCUCUUAAAGGAAGAGAUAAAGUCAUUGCAGAAGAUAUUGCCACUGUCAUCCCCAACUGCUUGAGACACCGUCUUCGCAAGGAUCCUUUGGAGUCUAUCGACUCCGGUUUACUCGUUAUCGAGAAAUUCUAUGAGGUUUUCGGCUGAGAGAUGCUUUACUGAAGUCCUUUUUCCAAACAUGAUUAGCUGCUUCAGAAAUGUUUUGUUAUGUUCUUUUUUCAUACAAUCAAACAUUGUGAGAUAUUCAGCACAAAGUAGAUUCUUGGUCUAAUCUUGUUAAAGAAGAGUAAAACGAAGGAAAGAUUGCUUUGAAUGAAUACUCUGUUCAGAUUUUCUGCUA